UUCUCCAUCUGAUCACUAAAUUAAAUGACUUCUCCUCCAUCUACAUUCAUACAACAUUUUCAUCAACAAGUUUGAAAGAAACAAAGCUUUCAAGAGAAGAUAUCAUGGCUGCUACCACACCUGCAGGUGUGCAAGUCACUGAUACUAAUACAACAAAUGUUGAAGGUAUGGUGAAUAUCAAAGGAAACAAAAUGGUCAAGAGCAACAACAGGGAGUUUGGUGGAUGGAGUUGUGCUUCUCGAAUUCUCUUCCUUGGAGGCGUAGAAUCUUUCAUCUUUUAUGGAAUUGCUUCAAACUUGAUCAGCUUUCUAACCACGCAAUUGGGACAAUCUACAUCAGCAGCUGCACAGAAUGUUAAUGCUUGGACUGGUUUCAUGCAUAUGCUUCCACUACUAGCUGUGUAUGUUAUCGGUCACCCCUCUUAUUUUAACAGAUACCUUACCAUCCUGAUUUCUGGAGCCUUCUAUCUUCUGGGGGCUUGUAGCGAUAACCCUAUAUGAUUUGGUAAUGGAUGGGUGGUCUUACAAUGGAAAAGUAAUCUUCUUCUUCUCAUUGUAUCUAAUUGGAAUCGGAAGUGUUGGAUUCAAGACCUGAGCACCAGCUUUUGGUGCAGACCAAUUUGAUGACCGAAAUCCAAAUGAAUCCAAGUCCAAAAUUUCAUUCUUUAAAUGGUGGCUAUUUGGACUAUCUGUUGGAUCGUGCAGUUCCCACUUGAUAUUGAACCAUGUCCAAGAUAAUUUAGGUUGGUAUAUAACAUUUGGAAUAUCAUACAUUUUAAUGAACAUAGCGCAAAAUGUAAUCAUGUUUGGAGGCGUAUGUUAUCGCUAUGCUCAUGAAAAAGAUGCAGAUAAAGUAAACCCAUUAGAAGCAUUAACUAACGGUUUAGUUGCGGCUGUCAAAAAUUUUAAGGUUGAAGAUGUAAAUGUUGUGCCGCCGUUGGUUCCCCGAUGGAUGCUGUGGUUAACAUAUCCAUUAGUGCACUCUCAAGUUCUUACCUUCUUUGUUAAGCAGGGCUGCACUAUGGAAAGGUCGAUCACACCAGACUUUCAGGUACCUGCAGCUUCAAUUCAGAUAUUUCUCACUGUAUCCAUCAUUCUGUUUGUGGCAACGUACGACUGGAUCCUUGCUCCACUUAUUCGAGCUUUUACUGGAAAAUCUAACGCUAUAACUUCACUUCAGAAAAUUGGUGGUGGCAUAUUUGUUUCUGCAAUAACAAUGGUUCUAGCAGGUUUAGUGGAGAACAGAAGGCUUAAAGUUGCUCAAGAAUUUGGACUGGUUAAUGAUCCUAACGUAACAGUUCCUAUGGUUAUCUGGUGGUUGAUUCCACAAUACAUCUUGUCAGGUCUUGCUCUUGUACUCACCAAAGUUGGUUUACAGGAAUUCUUCUAUGAUCCAGUUCCCAAUGAGCUAAGGAAUCUGGGUCUGUCUCUGUACUCAUCCAUAUUUGGCAAAGGAGAUAUCUUCAAUGUCUUUCUUAUAUCAGUCAUACAGAUGGUAACUAGCGCAGGUGGUCAAGAAGGAUGGCUUGCAAACAACAUGAAUCAAGGGCAUUUAGACUACUUCUAUUGGUUUCUAGCUGGACUUAGUGCUAUCGAGCUGGCUGCAUUCUUAUGCUUCGCAAAAUCAUACGAGUACAAUAACCAAGGAGAUGCUCCGAUGUAAUCGUGGACUAAGUAAGGUGAACAUCUGCUCAUUAAGAACAAUAUUCAAUAUCUUUAUGUAAUGUGAUUUAGGAGACUUUGCUGGAGAUUAUAGCCGCAUCAAUAUCUUCAGUUUAGUAAUUUGAAUUUUUUUUUAUUGGAAGUUGUUGUCAGUAAUUUGAAGUUUCUAGUAAUUUAUCUCUCGAUAGUAGAAAUACUUGGAAGUUUCUAGUAAUUUGAAGAUUCUAGUAAUUUAUC
Messenger RNA from Papaver somniferum (opium poppy), 1898 nucleotides. Its product is annotated as protein NRT1/ PTR FAMILY 5.10-like. Gene Ontology annotation, cellular component: membrane. Gene Ontology annotation, molecular function: transmembrane transporter activity. The coding region runs from base 778 to 1662 and encodes 294 amino acids. The record is from RefSeq and is a predicted model, not a curated record. Lineage: Eukaryota; Viridiplantae; Streptophyta; Magnoliopsida; Ranunculales; Papaveraceae. The transcript has 2 exons. Gene Ontology annotation, biological process: transmembrane transport.